Racocetra persica is the source of this 246-nucleotide messenger RNA. Lineage: Eukaryota; Fungi; Glomeromycota; Glomeromycetes; Diversisporales; Gigasporaceae. The record is from the annotation of a GenBank genome assembly.
GUUGCUGUCGCGUUAUUUGUAUUGCCUUUGAGUGAUUUUGUCGUUCGAUUUGUUUCUGGCGUCGCUUGUUCAUCGUUUCAUGCUGUUUGUCUUGGUGCCUCCAUCAUUGGUGAAUAUCAUUAUCAGUUUUAUGCUGUCGUUAUUCAUAUUGCCUUUGCGAAUACUAUUUCGUCGUUGUUGGAGAUGCUAUUAGCCUUGAUAUUGGAUGUUGUGGGUGGUUUGAUUAUGCCGUUCAAAGUUGAAUAA